Molecule: messenger RNA, 2880 nt
Organism: Alligator sinensis (Chinese alligator)
Lineage: Eukaryota; Metazoa; Chordata; Crocodylia; Alligatoridae
Gene: MKS1
Product: Meckel syndrome, type 1
Exons: 16
Coding region: 124-1377 (417 amino acids)
Biological process (GO): cilium assembly
Cellular component (GO): MKS complex
Source: RefSeq, a predicted model, not a curated record
CCGGGGAAGCAGCUCCUGGGCCCGGCCACCCCCAGCACCGCGGCAAGUAGCUGUCUUGAUGAUGAGGAAGAAGAGGCAGUGAUUGGAUGGCAGGAGAAACUCUUCAGUCAGCACUGUCAGAAAAUGACCAACUCAGACUAUGAGGUGACAUCACAUCUGGCAGAAAGGAUGGCCAAUGUGAGGAGGAGAAGACAGGACCGCAGGCCUAUGGAGGGGAGCACUCUGAAGUCACGAAUCAUCACCUGGGAGCCCUCGGAAGAAUUUAUUAAGAAUAACCAUGUCAUCAACACCCCUGUUCAGACCAUGUAUAUUAUGGCAGACUUGGGAGCAUAUGGAAAGCUUGGCCACAGGGAGUAUGAACAUGUUCUUUGCACAAUCAAGGUGGACAGCAAUGGGGUGAUCACAGUGAAGCCAGAUUUCACAGGCACCAAAGGUGCUUACAGGAUUGAGCUGGAUGGUGAGAAGCGAGAGCUGUGGAAAUACACCAUUGAGAAUGCCUCACCCCAGGUGAAGCAAGAGGAAGAGGAACGGGAGCAGCGCGUGUUCAAAGAUUUGUAUAGUCGUCACAAGGAGUAUCUUAGUGGUCUUGUUGGCUCAGAAUUUGAGAUGACGCUCCCUGGUACACUCCGACUCUUUGUGAAUGGAGAGAUAGUUUCAGCCCAAGGAUAUGAAUAUGACAAUCUCUACGUUCAUUUCUUCUUGGAACUGCCUGCUCAUUGGUCGAGCCCAGCAUUCCAGCAGCUCUCCGGGGUGACACAGACAUGUGCUACCAAGGAACUAGGCAGGGAUGAGGUGGCUUACUUCUCGUACCCAUUCACCCUGGAGAUGUUUUUUACACAAGAAGAUGAAUCAGAAGGCUCUCUCCCACAGUGGCCUGUGCUCUACUUUGAGGUUCUAUCGCUGGAUUUCUGGCAGAGGUACCGUGUUGAAGGCUACGGCUCUGUAAUACUGCCAUCAGCUCCAGGGUUCCACACCCUGACAGUCCCCACCUGGCGACCUGUGGAGCUGGGGACAGUCUCUGAGCUGAAGAGGUUUUUCAUUGGUGGUUCCCCUGAACUGGAGGACAUGACUUAUGUCAGGGUGCCAACAACCUUCAAGGGAGAGCGUCUGAGCCGCUUUGGCUUCCGCACAGAGACAACAGGGAGUGUCACUUUCCGGCUUCACUGCUUGCAACAAUCCAAGGCCUUCUUAGAGUCCAGUGCUCAGAGGACGCGCAUGCAGAGUGUGCUGGACCGGUUGGGAGGCUUCAGCCAGCAGAACUCUCUCUACACUGUCCUCGAGGCAUUCCAGAAGGCACGGCGACGGAUGCAGGAAGCACGCGAGAGCCUUCCCCAGGACCUGAUCAGCACCUCUGCCUCCACUGUGCACCAGCCAUGACUAUCUUGCUACUCUAUUGGACUGAAGCCUAGCAAAACUUCCCUCUGCUAGAACUACCUCUUAUAUGACACAUGUUGAUAGUGGCAUAAAUGGCAAGGAUGUUACACAUGCAUCCAGUUUAAGGAGCCAUAAAAUGGUAAACCAGCCAUAAAGGUGUAGAACAUUUUCUGGCUGGUUUGUAUGGCACCUUAAAUUGAAUGUAUGUCAGAUCCAGCCCCAGGACCAACAAGCAGCUGGUUAUCAGCUCCAGCCCAGUCCCAGACUUGUGGGUAUCUGGCUUUCAACUUGCUGGUACUGGGGGAGUCUUGGAUCAUGAACCCUGGCAAGUAAAAAGGGCACAAUUAGGGUAUGAUGGGGCAUGGCAGGAGGUGCAAUUGUUGGGAUUCGGGAUCAGCUCCCGUGGUGUCAUUAACUAAAUGUGUGUCAGUGUCCAUAGUCUCAUCUCCUGCCCUUUAAAACUUUACAACUACUUCCUGCUGCAUUUCUCUGGGGGAAAGGAGACUGUAGGGUGCCCACCUCCUAAACUUUUCCCUUGUAUAAGUACUGGCAUAAGUAGAGGGAGCAAUUUCCCUUUCAGCUGACUACCUUAAAAUUCCACUUGAUGCUCCAUGUUAGAGUCAAAACCAUGACCUGCCUUGGAGCUGGAUGUAUACAGCUGUGCCUGGGACCCUGUUUGGGAGGGUAAUGAGUUGCCAGGCUGGCCUUGGUGCUAAUGUCCAGAUACAUCUGUUUAGAGUAUUCCGUACAUGGUUUGAUACAAGGUGAAGCUCUCAUGCUGAUCAUGGGAGAGAUUCAGGAAGCAUCCAAAAGCUGAGGAUGGACCCUCAGGCCUUAAGCCCUGGAGAUAGUAGCCCCCUUCCUUCUUGGGAGUGGUGUCCAAGGGAGGUUUUGCAUAGAACCCAGGGCAGGCUUUACUCUGCUUCCUGUGACCCUCCCACCAGCAGCUCCUUUUUGCUAGCCCAUCAUCAAAAGCCAUCAGUGCAAAACAAGCUUGGAGCAUGGGCUCAUCUAAGAGUGCCAGUAUUGCAUCAAAAAGUGUGAGCACAUACACAUUAUGCUGCAAGUCCUGCUCUGAUUAAACUCAGUCAUUCCAUGAUCUGCCUGCUGCGGAUGCACAGCAGGGCAGUGAUGGAAGGUUAACAAUGAUGCAGGGUGAGGAUUCUAACUCAGAUGGUUCAGACAACACCUUAGCAGUUUUAUUGCCUUAGCAGUUUUAUUGCAUGACUAGAUGGCAGUUCUCUUUGCCGUGAAAACUCACUUUCGGUCACAGUUGGAGCUUUGUUACCAAAAGUUUUUCAAAAUCUUUGCUGGAUUUUUGGCAAUUGGCAAAUUUCAGCUACAUUAGUAACUGACAUGUUCUCUCUCCUGUAAGAAGGUGGUUGGAGGUUGUGGGAUUGCGCUACUGCAGAUCUGUGUAAUAAAGUAUGUAGGACCUGGACAAAGGACUUUUACUGUUAACAAUCAGCCUACGUAGAAGUUGGGUCAUCACUAAAACUGAUUGUC